AUGGGCGUGGCGGACAAUGUAGCGACUGCUGCGAUUGCCCACCCAAUCGAUCGAAAUGACCCAGAGGGCCAAAGUGAGACCGUUGGCAACGUGUCUCGGGAUGACCUUGAAGACUCUAACUUGGAGUUUGUUGAUCCAAGAUCAGGAACCGUUGGCCCAAGCCGUGAGCCAGUCGACGCCGCUAUGGGUGUGGCGGACGAUGUAGCGACUGCUUUAAGUGCCCGCCCAGCCGGUCGGAGGCUGCGAAAGACAAGGUCAAUGGGUACUAGCGCUGGCCACAAAAAUCGUGUCGAGAAAAGGUACGCCACAAAGGAUGCGGCAGACGAUGCAUUAACUACUGCGAUUGCCCGCCUAAUCGGUCGGAGACAGCGAAAGGAAACGCCGAUUGAUACUGGCGCAGUCCCAGAUGGUGUCUAG
Metarhizium acridum CQMa 102 is the source of this 417-nucleotide messenger RNA. RefSeq lists its product as uncharacterized. Lineage: Eukaryota; Fungi; Ascomycota; Sordariomycetes; Hypocreales; Clavicipitaceae. The record is from RefSeq and is a predicted model, not a curated record.